AUGUCGUUCGACUUGGAUGUGAACGACGGUAGCGAUUUGGUUGCAGCUCGAGCGGCGGGUGGGGAUGCUGAAAAAGAAGUGUACAUUCACAGAGUACUAGAAGUGUACAUUCACAGAGCCAUGAACUCGCUGCUAUUCCUGUACCUGAACUUGAUCCGCGGCCCCCAGAUUGUGGCCGCCCGUCGCGAGAAGGAAGAGAAGGAGAAGCGCGCGCAGCUGGAGGCCGACAUCGCGAGUGGGAAGGUGACGAAGAUGGCGAGCUGCAAGAAGUGCGACGCGCCCGUGAACCGCCUGUCGGUGCCUGUCGUUGCCACACCCACGUGCGCUGCGUGUCUGGCAAAGGAGGCCGAGGAGCUUCGCGUGGCCAAGAUGCAGAUGCGGAGGGAGAUCAAGAUGUCGCCCUUCUUGUGGUUCCAGGUGUUCAUCAUGCUGCUGGGUCUCACUGUCUUCUUCCACCGCAACGUCAUGCCGCUGGUUUAA
Messenger RNA from Phytophthora infestans T30-4, 480 nucleotides. RefSeq lists its product as uncharacterized. Lineage: Eukaryota; Oomycota; Peronosporomycetes; Peronosporales; Peronosporaceae. The transcript has 4 exons. Bases 1 to 480 code for a protein of 159 amino acids. The record is from RefSeq and is a predicted model, not a curated record.